CGACAAGAGUCCGCAAAGCCGAGCGCAAACCACUUUACAGGCAAGCGGUCGCGCGGUGGCAGCUCAAGCCGAGCGGCCAGGACCAGCAGGGAACGGUCGGACAAGCAUGCCUCACGUUCCGCCGAGCUGGCUCGGUGCCUUGGGCUUCGUGGCGUCCAGCAGCGCAGACAGCUCGAGCGAGAGGACGCAUAGACGGCAAACAUCUCAAGCAUCUGCAGGGUCCAUGGAAGGUAACGAUAGAGUCGAAAAGCGAGCGUCCCCGGCCGCGAAAGCAGGAACAUCAGCUCCAUCCCUCCUUCGUUCCCUCUCUUCUCACAGCAGUCGAGGCUACGCUGCUCCAACUCUGGGACUGAACAGGCAUGGCCUCGUUACCACGAGCGUUGGCUCUCCUGGUACUUCCACGAGCGCUGUAGGGCCGUCAAACGCUUCACCCGAGAUACCAUCUGCCGCUCACACGGCCAUAUCUGCCAGACAAUUCGGAAGCUUGGCCCGCAGUGGCUCACCAGCCCACGAUGAAUCGAGAGGUGCAUGGAGCGGAGAGGCAGCAGUCAGGCGAUUCUCAGCAAACGCAAAUCAAACAUACCUGGACGACGUGGAAGACGUGCCCUCCUUCUGGGACUUUGAGUUGAGCAGUGAUGCUGAUCACACAGCCGGCGUAAAUCCUCAGCAGGCAUCGACAACGCAUGGCAAGGAGCAGACAGGAUUUGUUGGCGCCAUGUCGAGGUUACGAACCGCUAUGGGCUUGCAACCUCCGGGCACCAAUGAUUGGUGGACCUCACAUCGAGUCACCCUGGAAAAUGCGCUGGCAAAGGCGUCGGAAGCAGCUCAAUCCACGUCCUCCGGGAUGAUGACGGCGGCAAAGAAAGGAGAGGAGGAGACUGCAAAGACCGGCAAAGCUGCACGGGACACGUACGACUCUGAUGCGGUGGAGAUCACGCCGCUGCGAGAGCAAAAGACUUGGGAGAUACCCAAACAUCCCAUCGUGCUAGCACAUGGCUUGUUCGGUUUCUCUUCGUUGGCUUUGGGACCCGUCACCAUCAACUAUUGGCGAGGCAUCUCGGAAAUGCUGCAGAAGAGAGGCACCGAAUUCAUCGUGGCUCGUGUACCAGCAAGCGCGACGAUUGAAGAGAGGGCAGAAGCGUUGAGGGACAUCAUAGAGAAGGAGUUUCCCAAUCGCGACAUUUCACUCAUUGGACAUAGCAUGGGAGGACUGGAUUGUCGAUACUUGAUCUCGAGGUUGGAGAACAAGUCGUUUCGAGUGAGAUCUCUGACUACCAUUGCUACGCCACAUCGAGGCUCUAGCUUUGCAGACUUCAUAAUACAGCAAGUGAUUGGCGAAGAGAAUAUGCCGCGAGCACUCGCCCUCGUCAAGGCUCUUUCCAUUCCUGGAGGUGGAGGAGCUUUCAAACAGCUGCAGCUAGGUCCCAUGCAGAAAUUCAACGAAGCGACACCCAACGUGGACGGCGUCAAAUAUUUCUCUUACGGAGCAGCCUUCCAGCCUGGCAUGUUUAGCGAAUGGCGCGUGCCCUUUGGGAUAAUCUACGAGCAAGAGGGAGCCAAUGAUGGCCUGGUCAGCGUCAAGAGCUCCAAGUGGGGCGAAUACGCAGGCACGCUCGGGGCCAACCACUUGGAACUCAUUGGCUGGGUCAACGCCGUCAAGUCGCAGUGGCAGCGCAUGACUGGUGGAGAAGAACCUUUUGACCCAAACAGGCUCUAUCUACAAAUCUGCGACGACCUCGCUCGGGAAGGCUUCUGAUCCAUUUAGGGCGCAUGUGACCACCGCCGCUCGUCGGACGAAGCAGAUGUCACACAAAGGCAUGCCUGAAGUCCCCUAGAGCUGAAGCAGAGCAUCCAGCCAGACAGAUGUCUCGAAGCCGGGGCAGUCCAACAUUCUUCGUCACAUUCGGCCACUCGUGGGAUGAACGCCCUCCUGUGCGCGCUCUGCUACCCAACGUUUGUCGAAGCUGGCUUUGUCCGCCUGCCUGAAGUCGUCAUCUUCAUCCAGGCAUUUGACGACUAUGGAUCUUUUCUCGGAGAUUGAGCCUGUUGGGGCCGCAAUUGGCUCUGUUCGGGUAUCCUGCAAUAGUUUGACAAGAUGCA
Ceraceosorus guamensis is the source of this 2100-nucleotide messenger RNA. Its product is annotated as alpha/beta-hydrolase. NCBI's taxonomy places the organism in Eukaryota, Fungi, Basidiomycota, Exobasidiomycetes, Ceraceosorales, Ceraceosoraceae. Bases 107 to 1756 code for a protein of 549 amino acids. The transcript has 6 exons. The record is from RefSeq and is a predicted model, not a curated record. Gene Ontology annotation, molecular function: triacylglycerol lipase activity.